Molecule: messenger RNA, 1793 nt
Organism: Paramuricea clavata
Lineage: Eukaryota; Metazoa; Cnidaria; Anthozoa; Malacalcyonacea; Plexauridae
Source: the annotation of a GenBank genome assembly
AUGCAAACUGAUUCUGAUGAAGAGGAAAUGUUGAAAAGCAAAAGGAAGAAAAAGGAAACAAAGGGGAAGAAAAGUGAGGACAAGGUAAAGUUUUGUACUAUAGGCAAAAAUUCCAAUUAUUGCAAAUUGAGCAUAUAAUUAGCCUUUCUUACGAUGAUGAAUAUCCGAUGCAGACAUCAAAACAAUGUGAAAAGCAAUUUAUCAAAAUAAACUAUAACCAUUUGCGAAGCAAAUUUACCAUUAUUCGUACAAAAAAUUAUAAAAAGUCAUGUAAAUGUGGACUUCUCUUGCAGACUUCAGCUGAAAUGCCACCCAAAAUGGCGGCGUGAGAAAGGCUAAUUAAAUUAGGCCACAUUUCUCACUUUUAGAGUAAGAAAUUCUCAUGGAAAACAAAUCCAUGGAAGCGUCCACAAUCAUCCAACAUUCCCGUUGAAAAGAUGAAACCAUCAGACAGCAGCUUAUCCAAUCUCUGUCAACCAUUUAAAUUUUUCAAGCAAUUUCUCACCAAAGAUUUGUUAGAUCAUAUAACAUUUCAAACAAACUUAUACAAUACCCAGCGUGCAACACUUGGUUAUAAACGAGCAGUGAGGAAAAGAGACUCGGAUACCAGUUACAAACAAAUAAAGAGCGUGACAAAACAUGAAAUUGAACAAGUAUUUGGUAUUAUACUCUACAUGGGUAUCCAUAAGCUACCUAAUUGUUGGAUGUAUUGGGCCACCACAACAUGUGUGCCACUCAUUGCAAGCAGCAUGAAUAGAAAUCAAUUUGAAGAAAUCCUGUCUGUUCUUCAUUUUAAUAAUAAUCAAGAGGUUACUACUGAUCCUGCCAAUCCAAAUUAUGACAAGUUAUUCAAACUGAAGCCACUGAUUGACCAUUUCAGAACUGUUUUCAAAGGGUCGGUUACAGCAGAGACCAUCCAGUGCAUCGAUGAAAUGAUGGUGCCAUUCAAGGGCAGGCAUGGCGCCAAACAGUACAUGCCAAAGAAGCCAUGUAAAUGGGGCUACAAGUUCUGGUGUCGAGCUGGCAUGUCUGGUUAUGUCUACGAUUUUGAAAUCCUUGGUUCUCAAGAGGCAAAGGGUCCACCGCCUGGGGUAAAUCCUGAAGAGUUUGGAGAAAGUGAAAAUGUUGUCCUGAGAUUGUCCAAGGAAUUGGAGAAGAAUAGGCAUCAAUUGUUUUUUGACAAUUAUUUUUCCAGUCCCGACCUCUUAGUUUAUCUGAUGUCUCGACGCAUUCUUGCCGUUGCCACUCUCAGAUCUGACCGGAGUCGUGGUUGCCCUCUGCCUGCGGAGAAAGAUAUGCGAAAAAAUGGCCGGAGAGAUCUUGCUGAAUUUACAGAUUCAAAGGCUGGUCUAGUGAUCUGUGCAUGGUAUGACAACCGUAGGGUGUUAACCAUCUCAAACUUCUUGGGAAAGCAUCCUGUCUCAAAUUGCAAGCGAUAUGAUAGGAAGGAGACUGUCUCUGUCCCCCGUCCAGCAUCUGUCGAAUUGUACAAUAAAUUUAUGGGUGGAGUGGAUAAAGCUGACAUGUUCCUAUCACUUUACCGCACGAAGCACCAAAGUAGAAAGUGGUACCAUCGUAUUGCAUUCCACCUUAUAUCUCUGGCUGCUGUGAAUGCAUUUGUGAUGUAUUGUGAGAUUGGUGGAAGCGGAUCCUUUCUUGAUUUCAUUGUCGAUGUAUGUCGGUGUCUGCUCGCUGUUGAAGAGCCAAAUGACCCUGACAGUCAGUCCACCUCAGUUGUACGUGUACAAAGAUCACUGAAAGUCAGCCAAGUGCCAAAGGAUAUACCGUUUUGA